This is a messenger RNA of Aspergillus bombycis, 489 nucleotides long. Its product is annotated as Eukaryotic translation initiation factor eIF-5A. Gene Ontology annotation, biological process: positive regulation of translational termination; positive regulation of translational elongation. Gene Ontology annotation, molecular function: translation elongation factor activity; ribosome binding; RNA binding. The transcript is spliced from 4 exons. Lineage: Eukaryota; Fungi; Ascomycota; Eurotiomycetes; Eurotiales; Aspergillaceae. The coding region runs from base 1 to 489 and encodes 162 amino acids. The record is from RefSeq and is a predicted model, not a curated record.
AUGGCUGACAACACCCACUCUUUCGACGAGGUUAACGAGAAGGUCGAUGCCGGUGCCUCCACCACCUACCCCCAGCAGUGCUCUGCCCUGAGGAAGAACGGUCACGUUGUCAUCAAGGGCCGCCCUUGCAAGAUUGUCGAUAUGUCCACCUCCAAGACCGGAAAGCACGGUCACGCCAAGGUUCACCUGGUCGCACUCGACAUCUUCACCGGCAAGAAGCUUGAAGAUCUGUCCCCCUCCACCCACAACAUGGAUGUUCCCUUCGUCAAGCGUACCGAAUUCCAGCUUAUUGAUGUCACCGACGAUGGUUUCCUGUCCCUGAUGGACGAGAGCGGUGGUACUAAGGACGACGUCAAGGUCCCCGAGGGCGAGCUCGGUGACAAGAUCCAGCGCAUGUGGGACGAGGGCAAGGACUUGAACGUUAUUAUCCUCGCUGCCAUGGGUGAGGAGUGCGCCAUGGAUGUCAAGGAAGCGCCCAAGGGCAACUAA